AUGGUACUUGCCUACCUAGGUACCUGGAGGUAGUAGUGUAUAUACAUACGUCCAUGGAACUGGUUAAAAGUUUACCGCAUAAGAAGAGACACCUAAGGCACCCGAAAGCUUCAAACAAGUACGACUAGGAGGUGCCUAUCUAGGUACCUAAGGUACCUCCCUCCUAAAAUGGAUACUGAAGCUUGCCGGUUGACUCACACGUUGGUCACCUGUAGGCAGGUGCCUACCACAGCCACACGCAGCCUCUACGAUAGGCAGGUACCUCCUGAGGUACAUGUACCAUGGUACUUGGACGGUGAAGCUACCUCGCCAUAUUUUUACUAUAAUCCAUAAGGAUACCUCUAGUAAGAGGUACCUACCUCUACCUAAUGCUUCAAUGGGAAUGCUGGAAAUCCAUGUUUCCCUUAUAGGAGGUACCUGGUAUCUUAGGUAUCUCUGCCUAAGGCGUGGUGGGGUGGGGGGAAGAGGUUGACACUUCGGCGUAGUCAAUCCUCUCUUUCGUCAUCCCACCGAAACUUCAACGUAUUAUUAUAAACAAGCAUACACUUCUUCUCUUCUCUCCUCGUUUUCUCUCCCCUCUUCUCGGCGCGAGUUGUUGCUCAUCGCUUCUCCUCUAUACAGCCUCUACAAAUCCGCUUCCCGGAGCGAUUGAGUUCUAGAAAUGGAUCCCAACCACGACGAUCUGCUGCGCCGGCCCCUCUAUGUCUACAACCUCCCUGUUCAGGUCCUCACCACCCUUUCACUAAAGAGAGAGGGCGAUAUCGCCGUCGAUUUCCGAGAGCCGCCAGCUAGAGAAACGGCCGAGAAGUCUAUACCAAAUGCCCGGGAGCCAGCCCCGGGUGCGUCGCCCAACAGCUCGCCAUCCGACGCCAGAGUUGCCGUAGUGGGGCCUCAGUCCUGCUCUCUCUGCGCGCUCUCCUUUGUCAACGUUGAGGAGCAGCGCGGACACCUCAAGUCUGACCUGCACAACUACAACUUGAAACUAAAGCUCCGGGGUCGAAGCCCCGUCUCCGAGGCCGAAUUUGAAAAGCUGAUCGCUGACCUGGACGAGAGUCUUUCGGGCUCCGACGACUCAACCGACUCCGCCGAAGAAGAGGACGACGAGACCGGCAACGGUGGCAAGGAGGGCAACAUUCUCACAGCACUCUUAAAGAAGCAGGCUACCCUUGCGGAAAGAAAUAAUAGCGGCGCCCAGGACGAUGUAGGUGAACAUCCGAGGAAGAAACAGAAGGGCAGCGGCAAACCGCCACUACUGUGGUUUAGUUCCUCUGCGCUGCCUCAGAACACCUAUUUCGGUAUCUAUCGUGCCAUAUUUACCGCGGAAGAGUCUAAGGACGAAAGCCGAAUCGUCGAGACCAUCGAGAAGAAGCAGCUAGGGCCGGUGGCUGCGCCGAAGCCGGGUCCGGAUGGCAACCUAGCACCGGCCGCCUACAGGGGACCUCACUUUUUUCUCUGUAUGAUCGGGGGCGGUCACUUCGCAGGCAUGGUAGUGUCACUUGCCCCGCGACAAACGAAGCACGGGACAGGAGGUCCUUUGAGCAGGGAGGCCACCGUCUUAGCGCAUAAGACUUUUCACCGAUACACUACGAGGAGAAAACAAGGCGGUUCACAGUCGGCGAACGACAACGCAAAGGGCAAUGCGCACUCGGCCGGUUCGAGCAUUCGUCGGUACAACGAGCAGGCCUUGACGGACGAGGUACGGCUUCUCCUGCAAGAAUGGAAGGGCCUCCUCGACACGGCAGAGCUACUGUUCAUCCGUGCGACGGGAUCCACGAACCGAAGAACACUCUUCGGCCCCUACGAGGGCCAAAUCCUACGGGCUAACGAUCCGCGCAUACGAGGUUUCCCAUUCAGCACCAGAAGAGCAACGCAAAACGAGCUGAUGAGGUCCUUCAUCGAGUUGACCCGGUUGAAGGUCCGCGAGAUCGACCCGAACCUAACUGCGGAGACGGGCGGUGAAUCGCCGGCAAAGGCAACCGUUGUCAAGCCCGUAAAGCCGACCGCUCCAAAGCUCAGCGAAGAGGAAGAAACGGCAUUAUUACACACCUCGCAGUUACAGGCAUUCAUACGAAGAUCAAAGCUCCCCGCCCUGUUGUCCUACCUGAAGAGCAACGACCUACCUGCCGAUUUCCGCUUUCAGCCGGCGGACACGCAGCAGAACCACCACGCGCCGACCCCUUUACAUCUAGCCGCUAACCAGAACUCGGCGCCACUGGUAUCGGGGCUGCUGGCGAAGGCGGGCGCGGACCCGACAAUCCGGAACCUGGAAGGCCGGACGGCAUUCGAGCUCGCAGGCGACCGGCCGACGAGGGACGCGUUCCGGGUGGCGCGCGACGAGCUCGGCGAGGCGCGGUGGGACUGGGAGGCGGCCCGGGUGCCGGCGGCGCUGGCGCGGGCGGAGACAGAGAAGCGCGACGAGCGCGAGCGCAGGGAGGGGGAGCGCAGGGAGGCGGAGAGGCGCCGGGCCGAGGAGCAGCGGCUCCGCCGCGAAGGGCCCAAGGUGCCGGACCGCCCAGACGGCAAGGGGCGCGGCAGGAGCCUGCUCGACGGCGCGGGCGGCGCGCCCAAGUCGGCGCAGGAGAAGCGCGAGGAGGAGGCGCGCGGCCUCACGCCCGAGCAACGGAUGAGGCUGGACCGCGAGCGCAGGGCGCGCGCCGCCGAGGAGAGGAUACGAAGGAUGGCGGCCGGCGCCGGCGGUAGCAGCUAGACAGGCCAGGCCUGCCUGGUACUCCUCGAGGGCCGCAAGGAGAAGGGGGUUCAAGCGUGUAAUGAGGUGGCAGGUGAGCGAGUAAUUGAGCGUUGCAAGUAGCGAACUGGGAUACUGGUCUUACCCCCUGAGGGGCCGA
Molecule: messenger RNA, 2846 nt
Organism: Durotheca rogersii
Lineage: Eukaryota; Fungi; Ascomycota; Sordariomycetes; Xylariales; Xylariaceae
Exons: 2
Coding region: 662-2707 (681 amino acids)
Molecular function (GO): protein binding
Source: RefSeq, a predicted model, not a curated record